CAUAUUGUCAAGGUUGGUCAUUAACUUCUCUCUCUUUCAGAUUCAAUACGUGGUCUAUUUGACAGUCCUUCAGGUCCAUCGACCACCUCGACAUCUGAGUACCUAGACACGUAAAAGGCCAUUGUCGCAAUAUACAACAUGGGCUUCAAACUAGGGCCUAAGCAGCCCUACUUCGGCUUGAAGGGUGGAUGGCUGACAUUCUGGAUUUCUGUUGCUUGUGCAACGGAUAUGACGCUGUUCGGCUACGACCAGGGCGUCUUCGGUGGUGUUAUCGUGACUCCUGAUUUUCUCAAGGUUCACAACCUUGGAGGCGAUUCGAAAACAUCACUCUUAGGCACGGUUACUGCGAUCUAUGACAUCGGCUGUUUCUUCGGCGCUGUCACUGCUGUCUGGCUGGGAGAGAAGCUGGGACGAAGAAGAUCUGUCCUGGUGGGGACUACCGUCAUGAGUAUCGGCGCUAUCCUCCAAAUCGCUUCCUUCAGUACUGCUCAAAUGAUCGUUGGCCGUAUUGUUGCGGGCAUAGGAAAUGGCAUCAAUACUGCUACAGCCCCUGUAUGGCAGACAGAGACUUCUGCAAUCAAAUGGAGAGGCAAACUCGUCGUCAUCGAGCUCAUUCUCAACAUCGCAGGCUUCUCAUUGUCUAAUUGGGUGACCUAUGGCUUCUCCUUUGUGCCAGGAGGAAUAGCAUGGCGCCUCCCUCUUGCCUUCCAGUUUCUCUUCAUCUUCAUCCUCUUCAGCACAGUACCGUGGCUGCCAGAGUCACCUCGAUGGCUCAUCGCCCAUGACUACGAAGAUGAGGCGUUCAAGAUCCUCGCCGACCUCGAAAACAAAUCAGAAGACGAUCCCUUCAUCCUCGCUCAGCAUAAAGAAAUCGUCUACACUGUCCAGUACGAACGUGAAAAUGCCGUGCCCUGGUCCAAACUCCUCCGCGGGAAGACGGGGGAUAAAGGAGGCACGAAGACGAUUCGUCGUCUGCUCCUCGGUGCCGGUACUCAAGCCAUGCAACAAUUGGCUGGUAUAAAUGUGACCAGCUAUUACCUGCCUACCGUGCUCAUCAAGUCGGUCGGACUAGGGGAAAAGAUGGCAAGACUGCUUGCAGCCUGCAACAGCGUGUCUUACCUCCUUUUCUCCCUGAUCGGCAUCCCUAAUGUUGAAAGAUGGGGUCGUCGCAACAUGAUGAUUUUCGCGGCUUCCGGGCAAUGUUUCUGCUAUUUUAUUAUUACGGUCCUACUCCGAUUCAACGAGAAACCCGGCUAUCCCCAUGCGCAUGAGGUGGCGAGCGCUAGCGUAGGAUUCUUCUUCCUGUACUAUGUGUUUUUUGGUAUCGGAAUGCAAGGUGUUCCCUGGUUGUAUCCUACCGAAAUCAAUUCCCUGGCAAUGCGUACCAAGGGUGCAGCCGUUGGGACUGCAACGAACUGGAUAUUCAACUUCAUGGUGGUCGAGAUCACGCCGAUUGGAAUCCAGAAUCUUGCGUGGAAAUUCUACAUCAUCUGGACCGUUUUGAAUGCUUCAUUCGUCCCGAUACUAUACUUCAUCUACCCGGAAACCGCUGAUCGUUCGCUCGAAGAUAUCGACGAGUACUACCGGACGAACCCGCCUUUGCUUGUCUUCCGCGACAAAGACGUAACGUGCAGCAAGAGGCCGGAGAAAUACAGGAUCAGGGAGGAGGAAGAGGUCAGGAGAGCAUCUUCGGCUGAUCCAUUGGCUUUCAGACGUAGUAGCAAGGUUGGCAUGAGCGAGUCUGGUGCCAUGGCCAGGCAUAUGCACUUGGCUACGGCAAGACAUCGUGAACAGGAAGACUAUGAAGGAAAGACGGAACCAGGGGACAUUGAUCAAGAGCGGUAUAUGCACAAGGAGGAUGUGUGAAUGAGGUGUGCAGGCUCCUGGAUUGGCUCGUGAACAUGAGAGACCCUCGACCAUGGCACCCGGGAUGAUAGGAGGUCAGCUGGACGACGCGUGGAGCUUGUUCUGGUUACCGUGUUUGUGCCGAAAACUGUUGAUAUUACCACUAAAGGAACGUACACUUGCU
Exophiala xenobiotica is the source of this 2029-nucleotide messenger RNA. RefSeq lists its product as uncharacterized. The transcript has 11 exons. Gene Ontology annotation, cellular component: membrane. Gene Ontology annotation, molecular function: carbohydrate:proton symporter activity. The record is from RefSeq and is a predicted model, not a curated record. Bases 139 to 1866 code for a protein of 575 amino acids. Gene Ontology annotation, biological process: transmembrane transport; carbohydrate transport. NCBI's taxonomy places the organism in Eukaryota, Fungi, Ascomycota, Eurotiomycetes, Chaetothyriales, Herpotrichiellaceae.